This is a messenger RNA of Desarmillaria tabescens, 1290 nucleotides long. RefSeq lists its product as uncharacterized. The record is from RefSeq and is a predicted model, not a curated record. NCBI's taxonomy places the organism in Eukaryota, Fungi, Basidiomycota, Agaricomycetes, Agaricales, Physalacriaceae. The transcript has 3 exons. Bases 1 to 1290 code for a protein of 429 amino acids.
AUGCCCAACGAGAACUUCAUUUCGCGACUGAACGAUGACGUUCUGUUAGAAAUAUUUCUCCAUGUUUGUGGAGAAAAGCCCCUCAAUGCGUAUCCUAAAAAUGCGUAUCCCGCAUUGCGACUGUCCCUCGUCUGCUCAUGUUGGCGUGCGGUGUCGCUGUACUCCCGUCGCCUGUGGACGAAUAUCACUAUCCUUUCGUCAACUAAAGCGCUGAGGAACGGCGCACCAGGACCCGUCGAGCGUGCUCAACAUGCCACGAUACAGGAAGAGAUCACGAAUCUCUAUAUACAGCGUUCGCAGGGCUUGUUAAUCAGCAUUUUCGUAUGCAAGACCACGAUACCUUUGCCGUUGAAAGGUCCUCCUCCCUCUGAUUGGGUGUUCCCAAUGAGUGAUAGGCAGAUUGACCUGCUCUGUCAAGCUGCCGGCUGGAAGGAGAUUCAUGUGUUAAGUAGGGAUGUUUGGUGGUUUGGGCAAGAGCAAAGUCUGCGCUGUUUGUUGGAAACAGGAGCUCGGUGUCUGAAGGCGCUUCCUAACUUUCGCAACCUCUAUCUCCACGGUUAUGAAUGCUGUUAUGGCCUCGAGAAUGGGUCACCAUCCCCUGAUUUCCCUUUCGACAAAAUUCGCUCAUUGACCUUUAAUGGUUCUCCCACUCGAGGCGAUAUCGAAGGUGGUCACGGCAGCAUUGUCGCGAUACGACGCGCUCUUCAGCGUUUCCCGUAUGUCCGGGACGUUAUACUCUCAGUUCCGCGCGGCGAUCUCCACGAAUACGGCUUCUUACCGGCACUUUCUUUAUCCCUUCUAACUUCCUUGACUCUCUGGGUUGACUACACCUGCCAGAGCAAAGUGAAGUACUAUUUAUCCGACCUCUCUUUACCAUGCCUGCGUUCUUUCACCCUAAAAUACGUCAACAACAUCAUCCAGUACCCCCUCGUAGCGAAAAUCGUGAGCGAUGUCCUCGGCACGUGCUCCCAGUCUCUUCGUUCAUUCACGUUGGAGAAAGUUCCCAUUCGGGCUUCAAGUUUGAUUGACAUUCUCUCGGUCGUUCCUGUUUCCCAGGCGUUAGCCAACUAUAUUGAGGCUAAUCCCGCAUUCCUUCCAGACCUCGAGGCGGUGGAAUUCAUUUGGCAACGAGAGGAUACCGGACGCAAGCUAGAAAAGGCGCUCAUGGAUAUGGUCGAGACACGUAGAGCUUGCGGGAGGCUCAGGGAUGCGACGAUUGGGCGACUCAAUCCAUACGAGGAAUUAAGUGUGGAUACUAAUCAUCGACUGGCAGUCUUGAAGCGAGGUUAA